Papaver somniferum (opium poppy) is the source of this 2471-nucleotide messenger RNA. RefSeq names its product proline-rich receptor-like protein kinase PERK1. The coding region runs from base 262 to 2196 and encodes 644 amino acids. Gene Ontology annotation, biological process: protein phosphorylation. The record is from RefSeq and is a predicted model, not a curated record. NCBI's taxonomy places the organism in Eukaryota, Viridiplantae, Streptophyta, Magnoliopsida, Ranunculales, Papaveraceae. The transcript has 8 exons. Gene Ontology annotation, molecular function: ATP binding; protein kinase activity.
AAUUCACUUCCAGAAACCAACACUACUCAAGUGUUCCUCAUCCUCUGUCUCUCAGACAAAAUUUCCACAACGGUCUGAAACUGAAGAAGAAGAAUAUCUUUUCACUUCUAGCCUUAGUUGUCGGACCAAAACUCAUCUGUCCGGGUAAACUGUGAGGUUCUAACUAAUUCUGCUCAAGAACCGCGAAAGGGGUUUCUCCAAUGCCCCAAAUCUGACCGGAAAUUAAGAAUUUGGGUUGUUCCGGGAAUUCAAAGUUAAGUAAUGUCGACAAAUACAACAUCACCACCAUUACCAGCACCAGUUCCAACAUCACCACCAACUACAGCAGCACCACCACCAGAUAAUUCAACAGCGGCGGCUUCCCCACCAGCUCCAACAACUACAGUACCACCACCUACUACUUCACCUCCUAGUACAGUACCACCACCAACUGGAUCUCCACCAGCAGAUGCAUCGCCGCCAGCACCAGCAGGAGGAACUUCACCUACUCCACCUUCAACUCCAACAACACCUGGUAGUACUGUGACACCAUCUGCUCCUUCUGGUUCUUCAUCGCCUUCAGGGGGAACUGGAAGAUCUCCCCCAUCCAAUUCCAAUCCAACAACCCCUUCUUCGCCUUCUCCUUCUGGAAGUAAAGUUAAUACUGGGUUGAUUUCAGGAAUUGUUAUUGGUGGUGUUGUGGUUCUUGUAAUUGUUGGUUUAUUGUUUCUCUUCUUUAAGAAAAAGAAAAGAAGAGAUAAUCGCCCUCCUAAUUACUAUGUUCCUCCUCCUCCUGGUCCAAAAGGUAGUGGUUUUGGUGGGCAACCCCAACAAUGGCAAAACACUGCAUCUCCUCCGCCAGCGGAGCACUUUUCAGUUCCACCAAAACCGGCUCCUCCUCCACCAAGACCACCACAUUCACCAGGUCGUUUUCCGCCUCCCUCGAUGCCACCUCAACCUUUUAUGAGCAGCAGUGGAGGUUCUGGGUCAAAUUAUUCAGGGUCGACAAAUCCAUAUCCACCACCAUCUCCUGGCAUGUCACUAGGAUUCUCAAAGAGCACGUUCACGUAUGAAGAAUUAAAAAUGGCAACAAAUGGAUUUUCAGAUGCCAACCUUCUGGGGCAAGGUGGGUUUGGGUAUGUCCACAAAGGAGUCCUUCCAAAUGGUACAGAAGUCGCAGUUAAGUCACUUAAAGCUGGAAGCGGUCAAGGGGAACGUGAAUUUCAGGCUGAGGUCGAAAUCAUUAGCCGAGUUCAUCACAGACACUUAGUUUCGCUGGUCGGUUACUGCAUGGUUGGAGACAAAAGAAUGCUGGUUUAUGAGUUUGUGCCCAACAACACCUUGGAGUUCCACUUACAUGGAAAGGGUAGACCAACCAUGGACUGGAGUACAAGGCUGAAAAUUUCCCUGGGAUCUGCAAAAGGACUGGCAUAUUUACACGAAGAUUGCCAUCCUAAAAUUAUUCAUCGUGAUAUAAAGGCUGCUAAUAUUCUUAUUGAUUUUAAAUUUGAGGCUCAGGUUGCAGAUUUUGGACUGGCGAAAAUCGCUUCUGACACCAACACCCAUGUCUCCACACGUGUAAUGGGAACUUUUGGGUACCUGGCUCCAGAGUAUGCAUCAAGCGGUAAACUCUCUGACAAAUCAGAUGUCUUUUCUUUUGGGGUCAUGCUCCUAGAGCUAAUUACUGGGAGACGACCUGUUGAUUCAAAUCAAUCAUACAUGGAUGAUAGCUUGGUGGAUUGGGCACGACCAUUACUGAGCAGAGCAAUGGAAGAAGGGGUCUUCGACGCACUCGUAGAUCCAAAGUUGCAAAAUGCCUACAAUCCUAAUGAAAUGAAACAAAUGGUUGCAUGUGCUGCUUCCUGUGUGCGCCAUUCUGCACGUCGUCGACCGCGAAUGAGCCAGGUGGUUAGGGCUCUAGAAGGCAAUAUCUCUCUUCAAGAUCUAAAUGAAGGAAUUAGACCAGGUCAAAGUUCAGCAUUUAGUUCAUAUGGAAGCUCAGAUUAUGACACGGUCCAAUACAAGGAGGACAUGAUAAAGUUCAGGCAGAUGGCAUUGGCUAGCCAGGAUCAUGGCAACCCUCCUACUGGAUAUAGUGGAGUGACUAGUGAAUACGGUCUGAACCCUUCUGUCUCAAGUAGUGAAGGCCAACAAACCCAAGAAAUGGAGAUGGGUAGGUUAAAGAAAGAUAGUCAAGGUUCAACCGGAAGUUUGUGAGUUCUGACACUCCUGUAAAAAUCCCUCGUGAUGACCCCUCUUUUUUCUUAUUAUUUUUUUUUCUAUUAUUUUUUUUUUCUUUUUGAUGCAGGAAAGAAUAUAUUGGUUAGGCAUUAAAAUUACAACUAGUGAUAUCCCCUUGUACCCAUGCACUAACGUCAGGUGGUAGAUUAUCACCGUACUCAUAGUUUGUACCACUGGUUCUAGCUUUCUUAGCUACUAAAUCGGCUACUCAAUCCUUCAUGAAUUAUCAAAACUUAUAAAAUUGGUGAACA